Molecule: messenger RNA, 1245 nt
Organism: Paramuricea clavata
Lineage: Eukaryota; Metazoa; Cnidaria; Anthozoa; Malacalcyonacea; Plexauridae
Source: the annotation of a GenBank genome assembly
AUGAUACCGUGGGACGUAAUAAAUCUACAAGAUUCUGUUGACGACCGACUAGCCGCCUUUAACGCUUUGUUCCUGACAUGCUUAGAUAAACACGCCCCCGAGAAAGUCAUUAAACUUAAAUAUAACCCAAACCCAUUCAUCAAUAGGGAGUUAAGGUCGUUAAUACAAAACAAAUCCCAACUUCAUCAAAUAGCAAGAGCUACUGGGACAUUAGAGGAUUGGAAUGCUUUUAAAUCAUUAAAACGGAGGAUCAAAUGUGCCAUCAGACAAGCGGAAACAGAUUAUUUCAAUAAAGAAAUUCUUUCUAAUAAAAAUUGCCGCGGUGCAAUUUGGAAAACAAUCCGUCGUGCAAUACCAAAAUCAUCUAGCCAGCAGUUGACCUAUACCAAAGAUACAGUAUCCUUAUCUAAUCAAUUUAAUGUAUUUUUUACAUCCGUCGGGCAACAAGCUGCUACAUCUUCAAGAAAGCUUGCUGUAGAACAUGGGCUACAAGUAUCAGAAUCAGUUCUCCCCGUGCCAUAUCCUGAAGAUGAGUUAUUUUAUUUCAGACCAGUUACAUAUGAGGAGGUAAAUAAAGUUAUCCUGUCAAUGCCCAACAACAAAGCACCGGGAUAUGAUAAAGUCCCAGUUAAAGUAAUUAAGAACUGUCUCCCCGAAAUUUCGGAUACUGUCACCACGCUGAUAAAUCUAUCCUUCGAGAGUAACACAUUUCCAUGUGAAUGGAAAAAAGCGGUAGUGAUACCCCACCUCAAGGAAGGCGACCAUGAAGAGGCUGAUAAUAACAGGCCUAUUUCUCUACUACCAGUACUUUCCAAAAUCGCUGAACGCUUGGCUCUGAUCCAGUUUACAGAAUACUUAGUUCAAAAGCAGAGAUUAACCAACCAUCAAAGUGGAAAUAGAAAGUUACACUCCACUGAAACCAUUAGCCUACUUAUCACUGACCACAUUUUUAGAGCAAUGGACGAAAAAAAGAUUACAGCAAUGGUUUUAAUAGACCUGAGUAAAGCCUUUGAUAGCAUUUGCCAUGAAAGACUACUCCAAAAGCUCCAAAAUGUAGGCGCUUCUUCCUCUAGCGUUGAUUGGUUUCAGAGUUAUCUAUCCGAUAGAUAUCAAGUCACACGCAUUGGUCAAUCUACAUCAACUCCUUUAUUGGUGAAACAUGGAGUCCCACAAGGCUCCAUCUUGGGUCCACUGCUGUUUACAAUAUACAUGAACCGAUUUACCCAAAGUUGUUUCGAAUUGUGA